GUUCUUAGUAGCCUCCCGUCGGUAACAUAGGGUCGUUGACUCAUUUUCUAUAUAACUACUACGUCUGUUCGCUUUUCCUCGUCUGAAAUUCUGCAGCCCAGUCUCUUCUUUGAGUUUCCCCAACCGGCCUCAGCCUCAUCCGAUUCAACUCUCGUAAUCAGCCAAACAUCGCUUAGCUUUAGCUCUACCUCUUGCUUGAAUUCGAACCGCCAUUGCUUAUCUUCUUUACUGAAGCCGGCCCGAACUUGCAAUUGCUCGACAAUGUCGCAAACCACGCCCGACUCCGAGAGCAAGGCCUUAUCGAGGGAAGCUUCUCUCGAUAAGAUGAAGCUCGAUGGAACUACAUCCCACGUCGAGCAGACGCAGCCCGUUGACUUUGAUGAUUCUAUCGAAGAUACUGAGCCUUCUAAGGCAGUAUGGCUGAUCACCUUCACCGUCGCAAUGGGCGGUUUCUUGUUUGGCUACGACACUGGUGUGAUUUCGGCCGUUCUCGUCAGUCUCAAAAGUGACCUCGGACACGAAUUGGAUUCGCACGAGCAGGAACUGAUCACGUCCAUUACUUCUGGCGGCGCUUUGAUCGGUGCCGUAAUUGCUGGUCUUCCGGCCGACAAGUACGGGCGAAAACUCGGCAUUUAUAUCGGUUGCCUUCUCUUCCUUAUCGGCACAAUCAUUCAGGCUGCUGCGUUCUCCGUGGCGCAAAUGACUGUUGGUCGCUUCAUUGUCGGCUUGGGAGUCGGUUCUGCGGCCAUGAUUAUCCCUCUGUACAUCGGCGAACUCGCACCCGCGAAACAUCGUGGUCGCAUGAUUGCAUUCGACAACAUGAGCGUAACCCUCGGACAACUAAUCUCCUACGCCCUCGGCGCCGGCUUCACCGAGGUCUCCCACGGAUGGCGCUACAUGGUUGCUGUCGGCGGUAUUCCACCCAUUAUCCUCGCGUUCCUCCUUCCCAUGUGCCCUGAGUCGCCCCGACAGCUCAUCUCUCACGGAAAACUCGAGGAGGCUACGCGCGUCAUUAGGCGCGUGUACCCGCACGCGACGGAAGAGCAGGUUAACGCCAAGGUUGGACACAUGACGUGGUCGGUCGAGGUCGAGGCCCAGGCUACCUCAGCCUCGCUUUGGGAUCGCUUCAAGGAGUUGCACGUUGUGCCUGCCAACUUCCGUGCUCUUGUCACCGCGUGCGCUAUUAUGUCUAUCUCACAGCUUGGCGGUUUUAAUACUUUAAUGUAUUACAGCGGGGUUCUCUUCGGCCUUGUUGGCUUCGACAAGCCUGUUGCUGUGUCCAUCGUCGUUGGCGCCACCAACUUCGUCUUCUCGCUGGUGAACCUCUUCAUCAUCGACAAGCUCGGCCGGCGCCGCAUUCUCCUGGUGACUGUUGCCGGAAUGUCCGUCAGCAUGGCCGUAGCUGCCGUCGCCUUCCACUGGAUCCCAGUCUCGCCAGAUCUCAAACUUCAAGCCACCUCGGUAAACUGGGCUGGCAUCCUCGUCCUCGUGACCAUCAUCGUUUACGUCGCCUGCUUCGCCGGCGGUGUCGCCACCAUCGCUUGGGUCGGCACCGAGCUCCUGCCCCUCGAGGUCCGCGCCCUCGGCACCAUGAUGAACACGGUCACCUGCUGGGGCUGCAACAUCAUCAUCGCAUCUACUUUCUUGUCCAUGAUGAAGGGCAUGACACCCAGCGGCGCGUUCGGGUUCUACGCGGGAAUUUGUUUCUUCGGAUGGGUCUUUGUUGUCUUCUGUUACCCCGAGGCCAACGGUUUGCCGCUCGAGGAGGUGAGGCAGAUCUUCUCUACUGGAUUUGGUGUCAAGAAGGCGAAUGAGCUACAGAGACUUCGCAAGAUGGGUGGUGGCUCGGCUUAGGUCCUUGUUAGGAAGUUGCGGCCUCUUUAUUAAGCGUAUUACAUACAGCCGAGCGACAAUUAUCUCCAUAACGAGGCAUGAUUAAUGGAAUCUAUCAA
Colletotrichum godetiae is the source of this 1952-nucleotide messenger RNA. RefSeq names its product myo-inositol transporter. NCBI's taxonomy places the organism in Eukaryota, Fungi, Ascomycota, Sordariomycetes, Glomerellales, Glomerellaceae. Gene Ontology annotation, cellular component: membrane. Gene Ontology annotation, biological process: myo-inositol import across plasma membrane. The coding region runs from base 262 to 1854 and encodes 530 amino acids. The record is from RefSeq and is a predicted model, not a curated record. Gene Ontology annotation, molecular function: myo-inositol:proton symporter activity. The transcript has 6 exons.